Acromyrmex echinatior (Panamanian leafcutter ant) is the source of this 3994-nucleotide messenger RNA. RefSeq lists its product as uncharacterized. NCBI's taxonomy places the organism in Eukaryota, Metazoa, Arthropoda, Insecta, Hymenoptera, Formicidae. The record is from RefSeq and is a predicted model, not a curated record.
UCACGCUGGAUCCUGCACGCGUGAAGAUUCGAGUUGGAAAACUCGAAUCAAAAGUUCACUGUGGAAAAGUUCCUUACCGGAGAAUUUUUCAUCGGUUCCUUGGUGAGAGUUUGGUGAUCUAGAAGAAGAGAUCGAAGGGAGCUCGCUACCUGGGUAAUUAUGUUUCAAGUGCGAGAUCACGAUUAUCGAUUGUUAGGAAGAUCGAGACUGAAUUAAUAAUUUUACUUAAUGAAAAGUGAUCGAGGUGGUGUGUAUUAGAUAUACAGAAAUUUUGGUGCACCAGAACCGCAACGAGAAAAAAGAAAAUUGAACGAUGUUCGAUCCUUUCGCGAAUCUCAUUAGAAAAGGAUAAAAAAUUUAGUUCGCAGAUAGAAUGGUGAGUGAUUCGAAUUUGUAGGACGAGUGUCGAGAGACAAGACAGUUGGGCAGUGGCCGGAUGUCAAUGAACUCGCGUGAACGAAGCACGUUGGAGAGAUGAAGUGUAACGCAAAGAACGAGGGAACGAGUAAUCGAGGAAUCCGAACUGUUUUUCAGUGGAUCAAAAUAACCGACAGAUCUUUGCAAAAGUAAAAGCUACGUAAUAAUGUUCAAUGAUCGCAAAUUGGCUCUGAAGGAAAGCGAAGGCACUGUUUAAAAAUCGACAAAUGGAACUCUUUAGCGACUCAAGGCGAAAGAGAGAAUGAUAAAAAAGAGAUAUUGCGAAGAGAAUUAAACGAUUUGAUAAAUGCGCCGUAUUGAUAAAUAAAUUACGAAGUACCGAUAUUAUAUUGUUGUUUAAGCGAGGAUUAUUUAAGCAAUUGGAGAAGAGAAUUCAGGAGCCCGCAAGGAUCGAGGAUUCGGGACAGGUGUAUUUCUGCAUGAAGGGAUUCGGAUGCAGCGAAGCGGAAGCGUUUCGCCUCAUUAUUCGUCCUGGCCAUCACAAAUUUACUACUCGGACGGUGAUCACACUAAUAAGGACUGUCGACAUCAUACCGGCUACCGCAGCGUAAAUUAAUUUGUAGAAGCACACAUAUAUUGGAGCUUCGUUCCAAUGUGCAGCAUUAGCCACUGACGAUUUCGACGUACACUUGAAGUUUAACGAUGUAGCACGGUUUCUCACGGAACGACCUGUUGAUGAAGUAUGGGUUGGUUCUUCCUUGCCACUAUUUUGUUGCUUUCCUUAUGCGGAUGCUGCGAAACCGUCAAUCACAUUUUUCGCAAAUCUGACGCGGCGGGAGCGCCGAUGCCACAGAGUGGAAGUACUGGGAGCCAUGGUCAGCCGCAGGCCGGUUCGUCGCCGAGCACCCCGGGCCCCGGCGGCGGUGGUUCUAUCGGUGGUGCUACCGGAAGCGGCGGCGGCGGCGGUGGCGGAGGAGCUACCGGUUUCUCCACCGGCGCUGCCGGAGCUGCCACUUUUGGUCUCGGCGUUACUGGUGGGUCGACCGGCGGUGGAGCCGGCGGUGGUGCAGCCGGCGGCGGUGCCGCAGCUUCUGAGACCGGUUCAAGGUGGGCCGACAAGGGACCUCGUCGGGGUCGAGGAUGGCGCGAUUGGCGUCGCGGCGAUCCAACUCUCAUCAAAGGCCUGUGGAAGUCAAAGGGUCCUCUAGAUUCGCUGGGACAGGCGGAAAUCUACAUCAUUGUGGCUCUCCUGAUCGGCUUCUUCACCGUGGUGAUCGGCUGCUGGCUGUCCGACAAUUGCUGGUCGCCGGAGCCAGAAGGCGUGGUCACCCUCGCAUAGCCUAGUGCCGACUUCCGUGCCUCCAGGCGAUAACAACUACUACGGCGCCCCUCAUACAGAAUUCUUCAGGACCCCAGCCUCUACUCGGAUCAUCAUAGUAACGCAUCCGGCAACGUCAGCGGCAAUCAUCGACCGUUGCUCGAUAUCAAUGACAAUGACACGCUAUUACGCGUAUAAACACCACGCACGCGGGACCUUCUUCAUCGAAGAGGUAUUGUUCGAUCGACGGCAUCUGCGAACCAACCUCCUUCGCAAGUUCCUAUUUCGCAAGAGACGAGUUUUUGAGCAGGGUCAGUUCUUGAGCGCGAAAAGAGACGUCAAAGAAGAAAAUGGAAUUAAACGAACGAACUGUGAAGUUUUUCGCUCCGUAUUACAUAUCGAUUCUCAAAGUCGCAAGUGUACGAAAUAAUUGCAUGUCAUGUUCACAAUGACAAUUGAAAAUUGGCGUAUUGGAUUAAACCAUUAAACUAACGAAAAGAUAUGUUGCCGAUAUUUCAUACGAAGCAGGUGAUGGUGAAGUUUAUUGUAUUUAAUCUCUCUAAGACUGACUCCGCAAUUGUAAGUCAGUUCCUUUCGCGUCGUUAUAAACGAUGGAAGAGAUUUUUUUAAAUUCAAUAAGGUAUCGUGCUUGUGCAGCAUGUUUUUAUUCAAACUCUCUAAAUCUGAAUCGAUAGAUAAUUAUUGAUUACCCAGUGGCAUACUUGGUAAUAAGUGAAAUUCAAAGAAAAAGUUUGAGCAUUGUAUAAUUAAAAUACCGAUAUUCACACGUCAAUUCCAAUACCAUAUGCAUUGAAUUUAUUCAUCUAAAGCAAAGUUAGCUAGGUUAGAUACUUCACAUUUCAUUCACUGAUUACCAGUGACAUACUUGGGACUGCUGUCAGUGAUUAUCUACUGAUUCAAAUUUAAGGAGAACGCAGAUGGUUCUAUUACAGCUAUUGUACGUUUUAUUAUAUAUAAUUAAUGAUUAAUUUAAUUAAUGCCUAAUUAAUGCCAGGCAUUAAUUGCGCGUCCAGCGUAUUAUUACGGAGUCCGGAGUACUCGCAAUGAAUAUCAAUACAGAGGCUAUUAUCGCUUGUUACGCAAUCAAGUGACAAGCUCUCAGACUUGGAGAUAAUUGAUUCCGCUUGAAGCAAGGUACAGAUAUUAAGGGAGAUCUGUCCGAUAAUAGACGUCGAAAGGGAGAUAUUUUCGAAGUAAAACAUCUUGAAUUCAUUUUCUUUUAAUACAAGCACCAUUUGUCGAAAUACACGUUGAAAUAUACAAAUGAAAUCAACAUUCUCAGUCCAUCUUUCGCUUCUUUUACGAUCAGGAAAUUUCGUCGAUUGCUUAAACUCUCAAACGCGACUUCGAAGAUUCGUUCUCAUUUCUCAUCAGCGGGCUCCCACGUCAAGUUUUCGAGUUAAAUCGCCUUCACGAAGAAUUGGCAGAAUUACGUUUUCCAAUUUUAAGAUGAAGCUGAAGUUUAGGAACCUCCAUCUUCCACAUCCGCUCGGACGUCCGGUCGUGAAAUCCGAUCGGGCUCCGCAGGUUUGUAUGCGCGAACGGAACGGACGGAUUGUGGGAACGGCAGGAGCCGACGAAGUUCUUAUUGCGAUAAUACGCGAAGUUGCUGCAUCGGACGGCGACACACCGGUGGCCGCAACGAAGUUGCGGGCCGUGCACAAAGUCCAAAAUGGGUCAACAAGCCGUGAUCAUCCCCCUCGCUCACCCUCGCCGAGAGCCCGUAAUAUCAUUAAAACACAUUGCAUCGAAACGAGCAGCGCGUCGAUUCUCAGUACAUGGAGUUCGUAGCGUGAAUAACGACUCGCCCACAUAUCUUAAUCAUCAUGUUGCACGUUUAUGAUGUCGACCGUGAAACCCGUCGGGAAUGGUUCUGAUCCGUAGUUAACUCUCAUUGAACUCUAAGCGAGUUCCUGUCCGCCAUCCUCUCAAAUUUCGAUACCGUUCUGUAUUAAUUUGGUCAUCAAUUUCUCAUCAAUCUUUAAUCGCUUCAAUCAUUAUUUUAUUAUCUAACAUAUCAUAUCAUUAAAAGACUGCUUUUCUCUUCUUGUACAUCGUCGCCGAUGAAAUUUGAUGGAUUGUCGUGUAAAAUCAAAUUUGAUUGUUUUCAAUUAAAAAUGCAGCGAUGAUUGUGUAUUGAUACUUUCUUGUGAAAAUCCGACAUAAUUUAGCAAUUUGAAAUGAAAAUUUUCUUAUGUCCGACAUGGAUUGCUAAAUGUGCUACUUUAGAUAAAUAAAUCGUAAUCGUUAUUUGUAAUAUUUAAUUCUUUAUGCAAU